AUGCCUCAUGAGGAACCUGCCUGUUACACGAAUGCAGGUCACACGGUGGACACUAACAGCGCCUUCCUGUCGCGAGCUCUGAGGAAGCUGGGAGUGUGUGUCCAGCGUGUCACAGUAAUCCCAGACCAGCAGGAGGUCAUCUCUAAGGAGGUGGCCCUCCUGGCCCCACAGUACACACACCUGCUCACCUCUGGGGGAAUAGGCCCCACCCACGACGACGUCACCUUCGAGGGUGUUGCCAUGGCGUUCGAGGAGGAACUGCAUGCCCACCCGGAGCUGGCCCGUUUGGUGGAGGAGUUCUUUGGGGUGGUGGAUAGGGAGAAUGCAGCCAUGAAGCUAGCUAUGGUCCCCCGCUCGGCCAAGCUCAACUACGGCACUGACCCUCAGACUGGACAGCCACUACGCUACCCACUGACAAAACAUGAUAUCAGUGGAACACUGCACACCCUGUACUUCCGCUACACAAAUAGCGUGGUCAAGUUCCGUCCCGCCUUCUACAGCUCAUUGGCUUCUUGGAUUCAGAGAUGGCACUUUGUUGCUCCUGAUUGGCUCGGCAGAGCCACCCAGUGUUCGAAGGGCAUGCAGUUUGUCGGCUAA
This is a messenger RNA of Oncorhynchus gorbuscha (pink salmon), 597 nucleotides long. RefSeq names its product FAD synthase-like. The coding region runs from base 1 to 597 and encodes 198 amino acids. The record is from RefSeq and is a predicted model, not a curated record. Lineage: Eukaryota; Metazoa; Chordata; Actinopteri; Salmoniformes; Salmonidae. The transcript has 3 exons.